Messenger RNA from Aphis gossypii (cotton aphid), 2733 nucleotides. Its product is annotated as elongation of very long chain fatty acids protein-like. The coding region runs from base 256 to 1320 and encodes 354 amino acids. NCBI's taxonomy places the organism in Eukaryota, Metazoa, Arthropoda, Insecta, Hemiptera, Aphididae. Gene Ontology annotation, cellular component: endoplasmic reticulum membrane. The transcript is spliced from 8 exons. Gene Ontology annotation, biological process: sphingolipid biosynthetic process; fatty acid elongation, polyunsaturated fatty acid; very long-chain fatty acid biosynthetic process. The record is from RefSeq and is a predicted model, not a curated record. Gene Ontology annotation, molecular function: fatty acid elongase activity.
CUGCUGACGACCGUCGUAAUCGUACGGCGGACACGCGACCGAACGACCGACAAUAACAAUUAUUAUAACUCACUACUCGUGUCCGUUUUUCACCCUGCUGAAGUUUGUGUGUUCGGUUUGCGGUGAAUUAUAUCGUAGAAUCGGACAUCAACGUCGACUUGCCGGCACAUACGACACACCGUCGAAGUAUACGAUCACCGUCGGAGAUCGUUUCGGUUGAUUACAUAUACGUAGAGCAUCAAUACAAUCAUCAAGAUGCUGGACACUGUAAUUCAAGGGUAUAACACCCUAAUGAAUGAUUAUAGUGAUAAAAGGGUUAAAGAUUGGUUCCUUAUGAGUAGUCCCUUACCUACUAUGACAAUGUGCCUGUCAUAUGCAUUCAUCGUAAAGGUUUUGGGACCAAGGUUAAUGAGAGAUCGCAAACCAUUCCAAUUGCGAAAAACAUUAAUCGUUUACAAUUUACUGCAAGUCAUAUUUUCCACCUGGAUAUUUUACGAAGCAUGGGAUGGUGCAUGGGGUAAUGGUUACAGUCUUCGAUGCCAACCUGUUGAUUAUUCAACAUCCCCAAGCGCUAUGAGAGUGGCUCGUGGAUGCUGGUGGUACUUCUUUUCAAAAUUCACGGAAUUCUUCGAUACCUUCUUUUUCGUUAUGCGAAAGAAAUACGAUCAAGUAUCUACCCUGCACGUCAUACACCACGGAAUCAUGCCGAUGAGCGUGUGGUUUGGCGUUAAGUUCACACCCGGCGGUCACAGCACGUUCUUUGGGCUGCUUAACACGUUUGUACACAUCAUUAUGUACACGUAUUACAUGUUGGCCGCCAUUGGGCCACAAAUGCAAAAGUACCUCUGGUGGAAGAAAUACUUGACUGUGCUCCAAAUGAUUCAAUUCAUCAUGGUGUUCAUCCAUGCAUCACAGUUACUGUUCAUCGAGUGCGAUUACCCGAAGGCAUUUGCUUGGAUCAUCUUGCUGCACGCCGUUAUGUUCUACUUCCUGUUCUAUAACUUCUACCAACAAUCGUACAAAAAGAGAGAGGACAAAAAGAAGGUAGCCCAACAGAAGAAGGACGAUGACGACCGGGCAAACAAUCGGCCCGUGGACGUACCACAGCCCGUAGAUUCUUCCAUCCAAAACCAAGCCAAAUCGUUCUGGUCCAACUUGACGUCAACACCAUGCUUCCUGCCCGCCGUCACAGACACCGAUGCCUGCGAAGAGAUGUAUUCGCGACCACCGGUUAACAGCGCAGCGCGAAGCGCGUUCAUGUCCGACGGUGCGGGAUCAUUUGGCAACAGGGCGUUCGUGUCCAAAUCUGCAAGCGCGUGAAGCCACAGGCUCACAACUCUCCCUUUAACUCCCCUUAAACCAUUGAAAAAUAUCCUGAAACCUACCAUAGCUAUCAUGCACGAAUAUGUAACACUACAUACCCCUGUUCCACAAAAACCGAAACGAAAACGCUCACAAUAAUAAUAAUGUAAAUAGUACACAAUAUAUACCUUAAUUGUGUACCAAUUGAAUCCGAAAAUCAUUUAUUUGCGCCCUGAUCGCGAUGUAGUCUGUUUUAUUUCCAAUGACCUCUUCGGUUUUUGACUGACUCAUUUGGUUCUUGAGAUACAGUCAAAUAAUAAUAAUAUAAAUAUACAAUCGCUUUUGUGUGUAAUUUUCUUUUCUCACGUUCCAAGGACAUCUUUAUUAUUAUUAGAUAGAUAUUAUAAUUAUUAUUAUUAUAACUAUUAUUUACGAGAAUUUUGUUUCGUGCUACUUCGACGAUGGCUCAAAAACAAAGAAAAUUAAUUCGAUUCUCAGUGUGCUCAUCGGCGAUCGGACAAUUUCUCGUAUAUGUGUUAUCGCAUAGGUAUUAGGAUGCAGUCGUGUAUGCAGUAUAUUAUAUUAUUAUUAUUAUUAUAUUUAUUAUUAUUAUUAAUAUUAUCAUAUUUAUUAUUAUUAUUAUUAUAUUCAACGCAUGCGGUCGUCUGCCAUCGUAUUUCGAUAUCACAGGAUUCAACGAUAAUAAUAUUAUUGUUAUAAAAUUUGCCCGGUCUAUCGUGGCAGUGCGACCGCUAGUCAAAAUCAGUUUAAUAUCAUUAGAUUUUACUAUAGAUUUACACAUUGUAUUAAGUCGUAUAGUUAUUAUGCUCUAUGAAUUAAUAUAAUUACUAUCGUCGUUAGGGUACGACUGUCGUACGCGAAAUGUAUAAUAAUAUGCGCGUGUGCAAAUAUAUGGCGAGGCAAGGAGGCGAGGAGGAUAAAAAAAAUAAUCAAUACCAUGGUAUACAAUGACAAAAAUCUAAGUGUUGACCAACGAUCGUGUUAAACACCCCAUGUCUUUGUCAUUGUUUAUGAUAAUGUAUUGUGGUAUUGGUAUAUAAAUCUGUUGUCCAUUUUUCAACUUGUUUUUUUUUUUUGUUAUUUUAUUGUAUUUAAUAUGUAUAAUGUAUAUUUAAACUAUAUAUGUACUAUGCCAAGUGUAAGUAUGAGUUGGUAUGAUGAAAAAAAAAAAAUUAAAAAAAAUUAAAAAAUGAUUUGUACUCAUUGCAACUCUCCAUUUGUUUAUAAUAUUAAAUUAUGCUCGAACAGACUAUUAUAAUUAUACCUAUUAAGUUAUAUUAUGUAAUUUAAAUAAUAAUAUGUUAAUAUGUAAUAUUCAGUCAUUUAUAGUGCCCUGUAUUUCUUGCCUUGUUUAAUUAAAUAUUAAUUGUAUGAUUGAAGUAUAAAUAAAAUUGAUGUAAUAUUUUUUAA